Messenger RNA from Monoraphidium neglectum, 717 nucleotides. RefSeq lists its product as hypothetical. The record is from RefSeq and is a predicted model, not a curated record. The transcript has a single exon. The annotation marks the transcript as partial. Lineage: Eukaryota; Viridiplantae; Chlorophyta; Chlorophyceae; Sphaeropleales; Selenastraceae.
AUGCAAGCUGUGAUACUUGUGCUGCUGGCAGCCCUGCUCGGCGCCGCUGCGCGUGCUGCCACUGCUGACCAGCGUCUGUGCUCAAAAGUGGAUGCUGCGUCCCUCGCCCAGGCGGCCGCAGCGGCGCUCAUCGGCGACGCGCGCCUGACCGCAUCAGAUGCCAAGUUUUCUGGCUCUUGUGAUGCCCUGGGCCUCUCGCCCCUCAACAACACCAGCCCUGGCGGCGGCGCCGCCGGCCUUGAGCCGCCGUUCAGCGGCCCCGCUGUCGUCCUCUCCAUCGGCGCUGCGGGCCGCGUCGGCCGCGGCCGCACGACAGCGGCGCGCCUGCCGAGCCCUGGAGCCACUGCCAUCGACGGCUUCGACACCGCAUCUCUCGAGUUCCUGGUUCACGUAGCGCCUGCGGCCACCGCUGGCCUUGAGCUGCUGCAGUUGUCGUUGCAAUUUGCGUUCGCAACCCAAGAGGGCGCCCGCCCCGUUGCGGCGCCCUGGAGGGGACGCCCCCGCCCGGACACGGCGGCCAUUGUCAUCCUUCCAACCGAAGGAAACGCCUCUGCAGCGCCGGCCCACCGAGCAGCAGGCGCAGCAGCCGCUGGCCACGCCAACGUCGCGUUUCUGCCCAGCGGCGCGGCAGUCGAUGCGAGCGCUGUGCUCGCGCAACGCCGGGCAAGCAGUGAUCAGGCUCUGGUGCACGACAGCAACGGCUGGGUGAUCACAACU